Messenger RNA from Effrenium voratum, 1778 nucleotides. The record is from the annotation of a GenBank genome assembly. NCBI's taxonomy places the organism in Eukaryota, Dinophyceae, Suessiales, Symbiodiniaceae.
AGCCACAGUGCUUGGAAUUCGUGGCUCGCGCGUUUCCGCCGACACUGUAGAGGUCUAAACGCCAGCCCCGCUCAGGUCUGUCAGCUCAUGAGGCUAAAAGGGUCUCUGAGCGUGCGCAAGCAACAUCGGUCGAGGCUCCAAGUACUCGAGCAGUUGAAGGCCACAGUCAAAUGUCAGCAGACGCAGAUGUCCGUCCUGUCUCGAAGGCAGAUGCAGCUUCGAGAAGAGGGCGAGGCAUUGCGCGAGUGCCUGGAGGCAUCGGGCGCACUGGCGCCGGUGCGCUUCCUGGCCAGCCUUCAUCGCCGCCGCUUCGCGGAGGUCAUCAAGCGCCACCCUGGACCCUGGCCGGGGAGCCUCGAUGCCGUGGUACAGAUCCGUGAAUUGGCCUUGGCCACUGCAGCUGGUGCUGGUGCUGCUAGCGUGGCGCCUUUGGCGGCUGCAUCCCGGGCGCUGCGCGGUGGGGUAGGCAGCAUGCUUUCGGAGUUCCCAGCUCUCUUCCCUUCGCAGGUCUACGCCAUUGGUGGUGCAGAUGCUGGCGAAACGCUGAGCUCGGUGGAAAAGUUUGACUCCAAGAGCUGUGUUUGGGAGUCCCUCUCCCCCAUGUUGGAGCCGCGGGAGAGCUGCGCUGCGGUUGCCGUCAACAGCAUGAUCUACGUGUUAGGUGGCAUCAACGGGGAAGCCCAGUGCCUCAACAGUGUGGAGGGCUUUUCACCCGUCACGGGCAUGUGGGAGGCCUUGCCACCCAUGCGGCAUGCACGCGCGGCCUCAGCAGCAGUGGCCUGCGCUGGGCAGGUGUACGUGAUCGGCGGACGGGAUGGCUUCCAGUCGCUGGACACUGUGGAGCGCUUUGAUCCGGCCUGUCGUCGCUGGCGAUUGCAGCCGUCACUUCGUGGUGCAAGGCUGGGGGCAGCAGCAGCCGUGUUAGGAGUGCGGAUCUACGUUGUGGGUGGGAAGGGCGGCGGCAGGGUGCUGGAUUCCGUAGAGCAACUCGAGCAUGAGGGGCCUUUCUGGGAUGUGGUGCCCUCGUUGCACGCACGGCGGUACCGGGCCGCUGCGGCGGCGGCCCACGGCCGCGUCUACGUGGCCGGGGGCUGCGACGGGUCCUGGCAGACGGGCCUGCGCUCUGUGGAGCGCUACGACCCGGAUACGCGGGCCUGGAGCAUCCUGGCGCCCCUCCAGGUGCCCCGCUGGGGCGCUGGUGCUGUGGCCAUUGCUGGCGGCUCCGUGUGCGUCUUCGGGGGCUGCAGCAGUGGGGCGCUGGCCUCGGUGGAGCGCUUCGACCCUGCCACGGGCACCUGGGAGCCGCUGCCGCCGCUGAAAGUGGCCAGGAAGUUCUGCGGCGCCGCCACCUGCCGGGACUGACUUCAAAAAGGGGACCCUCAGCACGUUUUGCGAACAGCAUGGAGCCAAAAAAAGGGGGAGGCAGGGGACAAGUGAAGAAGCAAAAGGGGUUGCGACUCCGGACGCCUACAGGGCAAGAGCCUGGCCAAAGUUGCUUAGGCCGCAUUGUUUUUGCAGUGAGAGAGACAGCCCAAUCAACCCUGGUUUGAACAAAGCCAGGGCUGCACUAUUUGCACUGGAGUUGAGCUUUGGACAGAUUGUGAAAUGCAGUUCACCUUAAUAAGACAACCAACCUUGCUCUACGUAAGACGAUGCCGCGUGUCGGGAGCUUGGCUUGCCGAACUUGCAGUCUGCAUCAUUACUCGCCUGCGAGGCUUUCGUACAUUAGGCACCCUAUGCAUCAAUUUGUUCAGAGUGAGAAUCCUGCAAUCAGUACA